This is a messenger RNA of Manihot esculenta (cassava), 828 nucleotides long. RefSeq lists its product as uncharacterized. NCBI's taxonomy places the organism in Eukaryota, Viridiplantae, Streptophyta, Magnoliopsida, Malpighiales, Euphorbiaceae. The coding region runs from base 22 to 801 and encodes 259 amino acids. The transcript is spliced from 2 exons. The record is from RefSeq and is a predicted model, not a curated record.
AGCUGCAUCCGUGUUCCAAGCAUGCCUUUAUUGGCUGCCGUGGCCCAUGGACUCUGUCACGACUCUUCCCAUGCCUCCCUAAAAUCCAAAGAGUUUUGUGAAGGAAGAAUGGUGGGACAGCCCUAUGGAGUGCCAAGGGGCGACUGGUGGCAGCAGCUGCGGGGCAGGCAGUUGGCUGGCCAACGGGCAGAUUGGCAGAUUCGUGGUUGGCCAACGGAGCGUGGUUGGCCAGCGGGCGUGGUUGGCCAGCGAGCGUGGUUGGCCAGCGGGCGUGGUUGGCCUACGGAUACGGUUGGCCUACGGAUACGGUUGGCCUACGGAGCUGGUUGGCCUACGGAUACGGUUGGCCUACGGAAGACUGGUUGGCCUACGGAACUGUGCCAGGCGAGGUCCAAUUGGCGGAACGGGCUGGAAGGCGCCCGAAGCUUCCAGAGGCAACUGGGGCGCGCGGGAAGCUGCCAGAGACUUCUGGUUGGCCAACGAAAAUUCCAGGGGAGUCUGGUUGGCCUACGAAAAUUCCAGAAGGCACCAGAACGGGCCAGUAGCGCCCAGAACGGGCCAGUAGCGCCCAGAAUUGGCCAGAAUUGGCCAGAACAGCCCAGAAACUUCCAGAAACUGGUUGGCCAGCAGAUUCAACCAAGCCAAGUGGGUCCCACAGGCAGUUCAGCCACCAUGUCCAGAAUUCUCUGCAGGGUGAGAAAUUACCAAAAAGUCCCUGAAAGUUCUAGAGAGGCAAUCUUAGCCACACAUUGGAGAAUGCAUCUCCACCACACAUUAAGGAGGUGGGAUGCCUAUAAAUAGCCACCUAGGGAAUUCAUUUGUAGAUAG